Molecule: messenger RNA, 408 nt
Organism: Peniophora sp. CBMAI 1063
Lineage: Eukaryota; Fungi; Basidiomycota; Agaricomycetes; Russulales; Peniophoraceae
Source: the annotation of a GenBank genome assembly
AUGAGCUGGAGCCAAUCUCAGAACUGGAAGGCUCGCGCUGAAGACCUCGUCCAGGGCGAUCCACGGGCUCAGUCGCUCAGAGCCAAGAUUCUCCCCACUCCGUCCAAGGGCGAUUGCAUCUUUGCUGUCUACUGCUUGUCGAGCUCCCAAUUCUCCUUCACAUUCACCGUCGAGUCCGUCGAUGCCAAGGACGUGCCGUCGUUCGCUAGUCCGGACAGUGCCACAGAGUACGAGUUGGGCGGCACGUACAACAGCGACAAUGACUUCAUUGGUCGUAACGUUGAAUUCAAGGCCGAGAUUGGUAACAACAAGUUCAACAUAACCAUCGGCAAUGUCAACAUCAACGGACCGGUGGUGGGCGGCCCUGCGGCGACUGUUACCGCCAUAGGGAAGGGUUCCUGGUCGUAG